CCCGGGCAGCCAAGUUUCAGGACUGGGCAGCUCUUUUCCAAAUCCUACGGAUCUGUCUCGACGACUUAUGUCAACGCAACAGGCACAACAGGAAGCGGAGAAUGAAAGUAACGACGAAAGUUCUAAUAUUACUUCACGAUCUCGCAUCAACAGCAUUACUCAAACUGGUAAUCCUUUUUGGGGAACAUUUUCACCUUCACCCGCCCCUAGGUCUCCCGUGCUUAUUCAAUGUUGUUGCGGUAAAGAUGACUGUCAAAACCUUGAUACGUUUCUAAGGAGCAUAAGCUCUUUAGAAGACGAGUUGAGAUUGGCUGCUG
Messenger RNA from Dentiscutata erythropus, 317 nucleotides. The record is from the annotation of a GenBank genome assembly. NCBI's taxonomy places the organism in Eukaryota, Fungi, Glomeromycota, Glomeromycetes, Diversisporales, Gigasporaceae.